Molecule: messenger RNA, 1098 nt
Organism: Cylindrotheca closterium
Lineage: Eukaryota; Bacillariophyta; Bacillariophyceae; Bacillariales; Bacillariaceae
Source: the annotation of a GenBank genome assembly
AUGGAAGAGAAUGACAUUGUGUCACUUGACCAUCUACAGCAUAAUGAAGAAAAGCAUAAAGAUGACGGCUUGGGAACGUCAUGGUACAAUGACGGUGUUCAAAGCAAAAUUGACCAUGCGAUUUUACUGAAUGAUGGUCAAGCGGAGAUUAUCAACACAUAUAAAGAUUAUCUACUUAAUCCAGAUAAUCCUGGUGGCACUGCUCUGCCUCCAUCUGUUGCGCUCUUAACAUGCAAAGGAGGAACUGGAAAAAGUUUUGUUACCCACCAGUUGCUGAAGAUUGGCAACCACAAAACAAAAACUGUUUGGACCCUAGCAUCCAACAACUUGAAUGCAGCUGAUAUCGAUGGCUCUACAAUUGCAAGUGUACUAAAACAAAGAAUUCAGCAAAAAAUGGAAGAGGCAAAGACAGUACAACAAAAAAUCAGCCAUGCUGCAGUUUUGGCAUUGGAAAGGCAAAAUGUAUGCAAUGCACGAUUGAUAAUCAUUGACAAAAUAUCCAAUGUUACAGCAUCCAAGCUGGGUCAACUGUCUCGGCUCUUUAGUGAGUGCACACAAAAGCCAAAUGAAUUUUUUGGAGGCAUCCCAGUUUUGUUAGUUGGUCAUUCCAAUCAAAAAGAACCAGUUGGUGGACUAUUGGCAACGACCUCCCUUUUGAAAAAAAUUGACAAUGAAACAAAGGCAAAAGAAGAUGCAACAAGAAGGAAACAAAAUAAGGCAAAACACUGGAAAAUGCUUUCAAAUCAUAAAUCAGCAUCAAUUAUUGAUGCUAAUUCCAAUAAUGUGGCUUCAGACAGCACUUUGGGAUGCAAAAUACUUGCAAGCUGCAGAUGGUUUGAACUCACAGCGGCAGAGCGAAGCAAAGAUAAAGAGCAUAAUGAAAAUGUGGACAGACUUUAUGAUGGAAUGCCAAUUCAGCUUGACAAAUUUCACAUGUAUAAGAUGUACAAUGACAACACAUUGAUGGCUGAUUCACCAGAGGAGCGGCUUAGGUGGUUAAAAGCUCCUGUAAUUGUCAAGACCAACAGAGAACGAUGUGCAAUCAACUACGCAAGAGCUCUACAGUUUGCGAAGGCCACAAAUGCCAUUUUGGUUUGA